GUCAGGACAGGGUCAAGGGGACAGAGGGGCCAAGUGCCCCCUGGACCUCCCAGAGUACCAGACCACACAGCCACAGCUAAUACCCAGUGUUUUUACCCAACAGCCACAGCUAAUACCAGUGUUUUUACCCAACAGCCACUGUCUAAUGGGACACCCGGGGAACACACAGUGUGGCUAUAGUGGAUACAGCAGAGCUCCCAGAGCCCUCUGUAAGGUCUGCCAGAGCUGAUGGGGAAGAUAGUGAUGAUUCUAUGACAGAUCUCAACACAACUGACGACACGUCACAUCUCCUACCAAACAGUAUACCAUCGAACCCAUACCAUCUACAGAGAGUCGAGCUUCCCAGUGGGGUCCCUGUGUCGUCCAGUCCGAAAACGUCCCUCGAGACCCUGAUCAACGGAGCCUCCACCUCCCCCGUCUGUACUCCUCCUUCUGCCUCUGUUAACCAGACAGGAUGGAGCCCUCCCCAGUCCCCCCAGUCCUCUCAGUCUCCUCAGUCUCCUCAGUCCCCCCAGUCUCCCCAGUCCCCCCAGUCCCCUCAGUCCCAAGCCUGUGACAGACACCAUGGACACCCUAUUAAAAAACAACACCUGCCGUCCACCACAAGGAGCCAGAACUCAUUGAAAGCAGACGCCACCCAGAUAAAGGAAAUAGCUGGAGACGACUGCUGUGUACACUGUGUCCUGGCCUGUCUGUUCUGUGAGGUGCUGUCCCUGUGCUCGGUGGUGGCCCAGUGUCUGGCGUGUGGAGAGGGCUGUGAGGUGCUGUGUUGCUGUGGGGAGGGCGCUGCCGGCGGGUUGGCCUGUGGGGAGGACGCCUGCUCUGCCCUGUUGAAUUGUGGGAUACUGGAGGACUGCUGCGAGUCUUCAGACUGUCUGGAGAUCUGCCUGGAGUGUUGUUCUAUCUGCUUCCCUGUGUAGAAGAAGAAGAAGAAGGAGGAAGAGGAAGAACAUUGAAAUAUUUGCCGGAAAGACAGGCGGAGUGGCUCUGUGUUAGGCCUCCUAAACAGACUGAGCCUUAAUAGACAGGAUAAAUGAUCACAACCACCAUGUUGAACUCUUUUUUAUUACCCUCGUCGGACAUCUUUGUUCUACACUAACAUUGAUUAAAGUUUGGGUUUUGGGUUUAUUUAA
Salvelinus sp. IW2-2015 is the source of this 1133-nucleotide messenger RNA. RefSeq names its product myoD family inhibitor domain-containing protein-like. The record is from RefSeq and is a predicted model, not a curated record. NCBI's taxonomy places the organism in Eukaryota, Metazoa, Chordata, Actinopteri, Salmoniformes, Salmonidae.